This is a messenger RNA of Linum trigynum, 880 nucleotides long. NCBI's taxonomy places the organism in Eukaryota, Viridiplantae, Streptophyta, Magnoliopsida, Malpighiales, Linaceae. The record is from the annotation of a GenBank genome assembly.
AGGCUGGCUGUGGGAAGAUUAUCGUGCUGACCGGUUUUGCUGGUUUAACCGGCACAAAACAAAAAAUUGCCCGGUUUUGGUCUAACCGGCGGUAAGCUGUAUGAACAAACACUACUUCGUUUUCAGCACAUAAAAAAAAAAAUGGCCGAAAGCCAAAAACCCAAAAAACCUAAUGUAUCGAAAAUUUGCCUUUGGAGCUUUCGUUUCCUGGUUCUUUCUUCUCCAGAGCCAGAGGACACGCAGCCCCGCUCCGCCGCUCCUCAUCUCAUCUGGCCGCCUACAGCCUGCGGCCUGCAACCAGCGAUCCGCGAUCGGCGCGCGAAAGUGACCCGCAGACCUGAGUCCUACUCCGCGAUCGACGUUCAUCUUCUCUGGCGAGUGGAGACCGACGAAAGGAUAUCCGCCGCCACGCUGCUCAGCUCCACUGCUCUGUCGCUCCUCAGUCCUCAGCCGGCGCGCCUCGCCUCUCCCUCUCCUGCUCCUCAGCCGGUACGCAUCUCGCCUCUCCCUCUCUUACUCCUCAGCCGGCGUGCCUCGCCUAUCUGUUUUGGUUCAUAUCCAAUUUUGAAGCUGAAGUGAGAGAAAAUUUCGUUUUUUUUUUCUUGCCAGCGAGCUGUAUUAUAUGUUAUAUGUGUCUUUCUGUUUCAGUUCUCCUAUAGCUGUGAAAGAUAAAUUGGUUUCAACUAGCCGAGGAGCUUAGAGGUUCAUAGCUCUACCAUGAAACUAGAAUAAGAUAGUAGAUGAACUCCUAUCGCUCUAAAAGUGAAGCACAACCCCUGUUGUUGCGAAUCCUAUGAGCUAUUCUCAUGAAGUUAGUCAAAUGAUCAGACUAAUCUGAAGUUAUGCAUCAGGUCCAAGACAUUAAAAAUAACAAAUGGGG